Xiphophorus couchianus (Monterrey platyfish) is the source of this 620-nucleotide messenger RNA. It is a transcript of the gene rpl23a, whose product is annotated as ribosomal protein L23a. The coding region runs from base 108 to 575 and encodes 155 amino acids. Gene Ontology annotation, molecular function: rRNA binding; structural constituent of ribosome. NCBI's taxonomy places the organism in Eukaryota, Metazoa, Chordata, Actinopteri, Cyprinodontiformes, Poeciliidae. Gene Ontology annotation, cellular component: ribosome. The transcript is spliced from 5 exons. The record is from RefSeq and is a predicted model, not a curated record. Gene Ontology annotation, biological process: translation.
AAAAGAGGGCGCUACCAUUAGCUGACUGUGUGAUAUCGCGACAAUGCUGCGAGAUCUCGCCCUUGCAUUAUACUGCAGGAAACCCCACCUGUUCUUCCUUUCUCAACAUGGCACCGAAGGCGAAGAAGGAAGCUGUCCCUGCCAAAACAGAGGCCAAGUCAAAGGCUCUGAAGGCAAAAAAGGCUGUGCUUAAAGGCGUACACAGCCAGAGGAAGAAGAAAAUCAGGACUUCUCCCACCUUCCGUCGCCCUAAAACCCUCCGUCUCCGCAGACAGCCCAAGUACCCUCGCAAGAGUGCUCCUCGCAGGAACAAGCUGGAUCACUAUGCCAUCAUCAAGUUCCCCUUGACAACAGAGUCUGCAAUGAAAAAGAUUGAGGACAACAACACUCUUGUAUUCAUUGUGGACGUCAAGGCAAACAAACAUCAGAUCAAACACGCUGUUAAGAAGCUGUAUGACAUCGAUGUCGCCAAAGUCAACACACUCAUCAGGCCUGAUGGCGAGAAGAAGGCCUACGUUCGGCUUGCGCCAGAUUACGAUGCAUUGGAUGUUGCAAACAAGAUUGGCAUCAUCUAAACUGGCUGAAUAUAAGUGGAAGAAUAAAUAUUUGUAAAAACUAAA